This is a messenger RNA of Toxotes jaculatrix (banded archerfish), 7512 nucleotides long. It is a transcript of the gene mideasb, whose product is annotated as mitotic deacetylase associated SANT domain protein b. The transcript is spliced from 13 exons. Gene Ontology annotation, biological process: negative regulation of DNA-templated transcription; regulation of transcription by RNA polymerase II. Gene Ontology annotation, cellular component: transcription regulator complex; histone deacetylase complex. The coding region runs from base 972 to 4346 and encodes 1124 amino acids. Gene Ontology annotation, molecular function: transcription corepressor activity. The record is from RefSeq and is a predicted model, not a curated record. Lineage: Eukaryota; Metazoa; Chordata; Actinopteri; Toxotidae.
CUUAUUAACAAGAAGCAAACAAAAAUAAGUGUGAAUUUGAAAGGAAAGUGAACGUAAACCGAAUGUGUAAGCGGGUGCGCCCUUCCCCUCCAUCCCCGCGGUCCUCCCAUGUGUGUUGGAAUUUCCCGCAUGGACUGAGAGGGGAUCUUGCUCCGUAAAUUACAGCGCCUUCCAUGUCAGAGGAAAGCCUUUUAUGGGCAUGGAAGUGGGUGUGGCCAGCGCGCUUGUGGCAGUGGAGGGAGGGGGGGGGGGGGGGGGUGGAGGGGAUCACAAGACAAGCACAGACACGGAGAGAGUCGUUGUACAGCAUAAGGCCGCAUUGCCAGUGUGAGUUUUUUUUUUGCGUGUAUGCGUGUGUUUGCAAUACUAGUGCAAUAGUGUGCAACAGACAGCGGCGGCUUUGCGCCCGCGUUGGUGCAGAUUAGCGCUCCGUUUCCAACCGGGAAGGAUUCUGUUUACGCACCGACGUCGACCCCCUUUUCCUCUUGACUUUGUAGCGGGGAGGGGGGGUGAAGGGAGAAAAAAAAGUACCAGUGAGUGAGGUCAGCAGCAUAGCAUGAGUCAACCUUGGGGAUGUAUGCAGUCAUCAUCGCGGGUCGGUAUUGUGCGGGCCUGCUGCCGCUGCUGGCCGCACAGAGCUGCGAGUGUGCGAUCCUGCGGGGCUGAGCUGCCGUUAGUAGCAGCUUUCAUGACAAACACAGGUGUUGCCCAUGAAUGAGAGAAACACACAGACUUCCUCAGAUCUACACACCCCAGGCCAACGACCCCUGAAUGGGUCACGAAGAACUUCAGAGAGGAAGAGAAGAUUAUCUUGGUUGACCUGGCUCCUGCUCACACUGAUGUCAAUGUAGUUUUAAAGCUUUAUUUUACUGCGGUUUCCCUUUCAUUUUUGGAUUAAUAUAUUGAAGUGACACCUGGUUUAGCAUUAGUAGUUUGUGUGGUUGAAAAUAUUCAUCUGGCUCGGCUUAUUCAUGCCCGUCAUGAGUGUACCAGCCCAGCAGAAACCGAGUGCCAAAAGAACAGGCAAACGCAUCACGUUUUUCAACGAUCAAAGCGUAGCAAUGAAGGAGACUUCUCAGCACCCCGAAGGGUCCUAUUAUGUUCCGGGUGGCACUGCCGCAGACCCUGGACAGAGUGAGGCUGCAAGCACCGUGACCUCCAAUCCUGAGGGCCCUCACAUGUACCUCAACUCCGUCAUCUUCAGCCCAGAUAAGGGUGACCAGAGCAGGGGUCAUUAUCAGCAGACUGUUCCCAUGAAGUGGGCCCACCAGGAGCCCAGUCAGCAGCAGCCAUCACAGUCCCAGCAGCAGAGGGCUGCUUCCUGGACCACCAUGCCUAACUGGGGACAAAACUUUACAAAUUACAUUGGAGGAGUUAACGUAACAGACUCAAGGACCCAGAAUGCAUUUGUGAAGUCGAUGCACGAGACGUCUGGCUUACAGCCACAUCAGCAGCCCCCUAACAGAGCUGCAGACAAACAGCCUCUAGGGGCCAACCCUGCAGUAGAAGCCUACAGGGAUACGGUUAAGGCUCGGGGGAUGGAGUGGGAGCAGCAGCAGCAGUCCCAGGCCUUUCAGGAAACUUUAAAACCUGGGGUACUGAACGCCCAGCAGCACAGCACAUCCCACCCAGGAGGAAGCUCAGUUUUGCAGCCCUUCCAGUUGGCCUUUGGUCAGCCAAAGCAGCAUCUGCCAGCGUACUACCAGACCUUUCAAGGCACCAGGACAACCCUACCUAACCCACCUAACUACUCAACACAGCAAAAACCCCCACACCAGUUACAGCAGCUGCAGAAGCAAGAGCAAAUACAGCGCCACCAACAUCACAUAAUCCAGCAGCAAAUUCAGCAGCAGCAGCACCAUCAACAAAUGCAGCAACAACAAAUCAUUCAGCAUCAACAGCAUGUACAGCAACAGCUACAGCAGCAGCAACAAAUACAGCAUGAGCAGCAGCAACAAAAGAUACAGCAACAGCAACAACAGCAGCAGCAAAUGCAACAACAGCAGCAGCAGCAACAGCUCCAUAUUCAGCAGCAAAUGCAACAUCAGCAGUUGCAACAACAAAACCCUCAUGUGCUUGACUAUUACCCUGGUGCACAAAAUGUACACCCUCACCCACAUCCACAGCCUGUAGUGGUACACUCCCAGGAGUCCUCUGCUCCAGUUCCCCCAAAGAUCCAGGAACCAGUCAUCCAGGACAUCACCCCAGAACCCCAGCAGUCAUCAGAUCCCCUGCAGCCCGCUCUCCAGUCCGAGCUCCUGUCUCAGUCGCAGCCCCAGACACAGCUCCAAUCCCAAACACAGCUUCGCAGAUCACGACGGCUCUCCAAGGAAGGAGGGGCGCCAUCCGACAACCCUUUUCUCUCUGUCUCUUCGGAUCAGGCUGCCCCGGGGAACCAGGGCUCCCAGAACGGGGCCCGUGACAUCCAGGCAGCCCCAACGGGCGUCAUUCAGAUCACACGCAGGAAACGCAGAGUGUCCCAGGAGGUCAACCUGGAGACCCUUGCACAGAAGGCCUCGGAAAUGGAGUCUCUGCCAUCACAUGUUGUCAAGGAGCCCCACAGGCCAUGGAGUCCCACCGAAUCAGAGGGACUGAACGCCAAGCGGCAUCGAGACGACAACCUUCUGCCGCUUGUCAUCCCUGUGUCUGUCCCGGUCCGGAGGCAGGACCCCUCCUCCCCUGACAGAGACGAAGCAGCCCUGACCUCCAACUGGCCCCCCAGGCCUUCAAACCCCCAAGACCUCGGCCGUGCAGACCACAAACCCUCAGUCAUUGUCACCCGGAGACGCUCACUCAGGAACUCCUUGUCAGAGAGCUCAGAGCAGAAUGGCAGCACAGAGGGGGAGAAAGACGACGAUGGCAAAAAGUCCAAACGGCGUCCGCGGCCCGAGCCUCUCUUCAUCCCGCCACCUAAACCUGGCUUAUUCAUCGCUCCGCCUGUCUACUCCAGCAUCACACCUUACCAGAGCCACCUACGCUCCCCUGUACGCCUGGCUGACAACCCCCUCACCAUGCCCCCUUACACGCCUCCACCAAUCCUCAGCCCUGUUCGUGAAGGCUCAGGCCUCUACUUCUCCACUUUCCUGUCUACUGCUGCAGCCAGCAGCCAAGGCCUGCCGCCUCCUGCAACACCCAAGUCAGCCACUCGCAGCCUGUUGCGUUCUAACAGCUGCGACAUCACACCACCAGUUCUGUCUGCUAUGAGCGAGGCCACUCCUGUCAGCAUCGAGCCACGGAUAAAUAUUGGGUCGCGGUACCAAGCGGAGGUGCCAGAGCUGAGGCAGCGGUCAGCUGUCGAGCUGGAUCACCAUAGCGCGGAUCUGGUCUGGGCUCCAUUGAAGGAGCUGGAGGAAAAAGCUGACUUCCAUCAGAAAGUGGAAGACCUCAUGCACCUGGCCUGCUCCAGUGUUUUGUGCGGAGGAGGCACGAACCAAGAGUUAGCCCACCAUUGUCUGUACGAAUGCAAAGGGGACAUAAUGGCUGCUCUGUCGCUCCUGAUGCUGAGGAAUCCAAUUUUCCCCAAGUAUCAUCAUCUGUCAAACUACCACUACUCAGGAUCAGACAGCUGGACAGCAGCUGAGAGACGCCAGUUCAACAAAGGCAUCACUGCAUACAAGAAGGACUUCGUUAUGGUGCAGAAACAGGUGACCACUAAGACGGUGGCACAGUGUGUGGAGUUUUACUACACAUACAAGAAACAUGUCAAGAUUGGCCGCAACGGGACUCUGAUGUACGGGGAGGCAGAGCCCUUGGAGAACAGGACCACUGAGGAAGAGAUGGACCAUAAGGGCUCUCACAGACUGGAGCCACAGCCGGAGGAGGACAGCAGGAAGUGGGAAGGGUCAGCUGACAGGAAACAGGAUGUCGGCCCCACCAGGGUGACACACACGCUGCAGUCCACUGAGAACCCUGGGACCGUCCUGAUCAUGAAAGGCCAGGAGGACACGGGGAGAAACCAGCCGCAGUCCCGGGUUAUCCACCCUCCUCAUCCACCCCCUCCCAGCUCCAAACCGCGUUACGAUGGCAACGCACGCCGGACAAGCCCUUCAACGGGCAACAAAGGCUCGGCCGGUCAGGAGGGAGAGUUCCCCUGCAAGAAAUGCGGCAGGAUUUUCUACAAGGUGAAGAGCCGCAGCGCCCACAUGAAGAGCCACGCUGAGCAGGAGAAGAAGGCUGCAGCGCUGCGUCAGAGAGAGGCCGAGGAACGAGCGGCGGCAAAGGCGGCAGCCGAGGCCGCCGCCAUCCUGGCCGCUCGGCAGCAGAACGGGACGCGACAGAUGGGCGGCGACAGCACCAACGAUGACUCGUCAGACAGGGAUGAUGAGGACGAUGAGGACUGGCAGUGAGAGGAAGGCCGCACGCUCUGACUGUAGCGUGGCUUGUUCUGUGGGAUGGGAGGAGGAACAAUUUUUUAUUAAGAAAAAGAAGAAGAAUCCCUCCUGUGAACUGUCUGUACAUUUUGUGGAACAAGAAGACUUCCGUUGCUUGGCACAUUCAGGGACAGACUCCCGUGUAUGUGUUUGAGUAUGAAUGUGUGUGUGUGUGUGUGUGUGUGUGACUCACCAACGCCCCUUUACUCUGCUUGAAAAGCUUUUCAGGAGUUACCUCUCUUGGUCACAGGGCUCGGUCAAAUCAAAGCCAUGCCGCUCCUCUCGGCGCUGUCCUGCUCUCCACGCCAGACCCGCGGCCUUCCUCGGCACUUUGAGCCUCGCCCUGCUUCGUUUGUCAGGCGUGGAACUUGUUGGACCCCUUUUUUCUCUCGCUCUCGAUGAGCCACAGCAUGCGCUUGCUUAACGUGCAUCCCAGGUGUCCGGCACGGGAUGAAGUUUUGACAGUAUGAACCCGGGGGGAGGGGGGAGGGGGGAGGGGGAGGGAGGCAAAGGAACGCAGGGUUGUGCUGAUAAAUUUUCCGCUCUAAGACGGACAGAUGGAUGGAAGGAUGGCAAGUGUAAAAUGAUGCCUCUGUUUCUCCGCUCUUCUGCACUGGAGGCUGCCAAAAGCUUUUCUCAGAUGCAUGAUGUGCACCAAAUGGGUUCCCUCUCUCUGUGAGCGUUGUUCAUUUGGGCUUUCGUUCUGUGAAUCUCCCCUCCAGCCCUCGUCACUUUUUACAGUUUGUUCCUCACUGUUGAUGCCUUGGAUGUUUUUGAUGCUUUUUAUCUUGAAAUGACAAUCAAUUUUACACUGUUGUUGUUGGGUUUUUAUAUAUAUAUAUAUAUAUAUAUAAAAACAUAUACAGGUAAACGUUACUUUUUCUGCCUGUGUAGCUAUAUAUGGUUAUUGUUGUUGUUUUUGUGAAUAUUCUUGUUGAUUAUUAUUAAUAUUAUUAAUAUUAUUCUAUCCUGGUUUUGGCUGCAAUUUAAUUGAGCGCUUUUUUCCGUACUUGUCCAUAGCUUUUUUUUUUUCUUUUCCUUUCUUUUUUCUUUUUUUUUUUUUUAUUUAAACAAAAAACAAAAAUAAUGCUACUUGCUGCCUGUUUAUAACUGUGAGAUUUUUUUGGGAAGCCAGACAUGAAGAAAAGGCAGAAACGUAUGUGCAAUAGAACAAGAUGACCCCCUGUUACCAGAGCGCCUGAGCCUCUAACCCACCCUCCCCUCUCUCUGUGUCAUGCUUACACCCGGCUGCUCUGGAUGCCUCGCUGUCAACCCUGUAACUGAUCGGAGCCACUGACUCCGCAGGUCUCUAUAGAUACACAUAACAAAGCAGGAAAGACAACAAACAGCACAAACUAAUUCAAGACUAAUUCUGGAAAUAGAUAGCCAUGCCACUUGCUUACUACCCUGAAAUUUUAUCCAGUGUUGACUUUUUUUUUCUUUACAAUAUUGAAGAAUCUACUGAUUACAAACGGGGAUUAGGGAAAGCAGACCACAUUCACUGCAAACCACAUUUAACUUAACUUUCGCAAGUUUUUGUGGGUUUUUGACUCCUCUUAGUUACAUUUCUUUUUGAACCUGAUAUCAACUAUACCAUAUGUUCUCUGCUCAGUCAUUUCAGCCAGAAGUUUACACUUUCCGCAGACUGUUAAUACUGUUAAUAACCCAGAUUUCUCCCUUUUUGACGAGAUAUUUUAAAUGUUUACUCAAGAUCUACAUUUUCUUUGAUUUUUACAACCAGAUAUCCACCUCUGUCACAUGUUCCUUUAUAAUUUACUUGUCAGGAAAUUAUUAUUAUUUAAUGUCAUCAACAAACAGACAUUAAGAGAGGCAGAAGCAUUCAUUCUGCAAGCCAUACUUAAUUCAGAUAUUGCUGUUUUUUUUAAGCUUAGGGGAAUCUUAAUGCUUUUAUCAGACUCAUAUUUUCACAGUAAAGUCACUGUUUGCUGAUAUUUGGUGUCUCUAAACUGAAACCUUUAACGCCAGAGAGAUUACUAAUAUUGAUUCUCUCCUUUGCCUGAAUGAAGGAGUGUCUGAAACUGCAUUUAGGUCAUUGUGACACUAACACACUCCGCUGAAACCUUGACUUUGUGGGUCAGCAGCUACUGAAGGACCGCAUGACACAGCUUAUGUAUGCGCAGGGGGAACUAUUGAAUAGUUAAAUUUUUAAAAUGUGCAAAUAUAGUAACAUUUAAAUAGAGAUUCGUCGGUCUGCCAAAGUACGGUGGUGCUUAGGAAAGAAUUUAUAAUAUCAAAAUGUCUUGGCUGUUAUUAAAGUCAAAUAUCAGCUCAAUAUUUUCAUCAGUCUAACCCUGCAGUGUGUAUCUAUGGUUUCCUUCUUUCUGUUUAUCUCUUUGCUGAUAGCAGGCACCGAAUUGGACUAUGGAAACAGCAUGUUUUGAUCUAUCUCUCUCUACAUAUCUCUGUGUUAAGCUCUUGGGCCCGGAGCCAGCCUCUGUUGCCUUAGCAACAAAUGGGUUAAAGGGUUAUUUUCCAUUAAAGGACAAACCACAGUGGGGAGUUGGGGGACAAACGGCUCCAAUUACCAGUUACUCCACAAGAUAAACCUGGGUCUAUGCACAGACUGUUCGUGUGUGUGAGUGUGUGUUUUGGUGAGUGGACAUACUGUUAAAAGUGUGUUUGUGUGUGUAUGUGUGUGUGUGAGUGGCAGUGUUUAACUGUAUGCCAGUCAAUGGGGAAAAAAACAAGUUUUGCAGACUGUUCACAUGUUUGGUAUGUUAAUUUAUAUUUCCUUUUUAUUUGGGCUCGUUUUGAGGUUCUCGUUGGGGGACGUUGUCACGAAAAAAGGUUUUCAAGCUGUUUAAAAAGCAGAAUUAUGGAUGGAAUCGAGGCCACGACACAAACACAGCUGUAAACUUUCCUCAUUUCAUCCAGUUGGUUAAAGGAAUUUUAGGGGUAAAAGGUUUAUUUAGUUAAAGAUUAGAAAAUAUAUAUGAAUGAAAUUCUAUGUUUGCAUACUUUCUAUGCUAUUUUCAUAUGGGGUUCACACUAAUGAUGAAAACGGAAAGGAAUCUCAAGUGCUUUUUACUACAGUGUAACUUAUUUGUUUCAAUUUGAUUUUUACCACCUGUGUUUUUAGUAAUGAUUCAUGAAGCACUGUACAUUAAAGUUUUAAAAUAUU